Molecule: messenger RNA, 2687 nt
Organism: Octopus bimaculoides (California two-spot octopus)
Lineage: Eukaryota; Metazoa; Mollusca; Cephalopoda; Octopoda; Octopodidae
Source: RefSeq, a predicted model, not a curated record
CCUAUGCACACACAGGUCUCCACACAUUAGAGACCCAUGGAACACUGCCAUCGACAGCUACCAGCUUGCAUGCUUACAAGAGCAGAGGAACACUUUGCUGAUGAUGUAGUUAAUACCUUUACAUACUGGCAGGCUUUAGGCUGGAUUGAAGAAAAGCAAAUCUUUUUAAAAAUAUUUAUUGAUUUACUCAAACUCUAUCCAAGAAUUAUCCAAGAAAAAGCUUAUGAUACCCUCUGGAAUUUUAUUCUCCCAUUAUUACCAAAUUCUGUUUCAGGUUUAGCUCAGCUAGAUACUGUCUCACCUCUUCAUGUGCAAAUUUCUUCACCAGCCACUUCCCCAGAAUCUGCCACAUGUAUAGAUAGCUUUUUAAUUAGUACUAACCAAGAGACAAAAGCUAUUAAGAAUGAGACCUUACAACCAACUGGUGUGAAAAUAUCUGAUAAUGUUUUUAAAAAAAAAGUCCAGUUCAGAAAAAAGAAAAAAAGCACAAAAAUUUCAAAAAUUCCUUCAGUUUUUGUCUCAUCUAUUGCUGCUGCAUCUCACCUGGAGAGUAAGAGAUUACCUCAAGAAAACACUCUGUAUACAAGUAAAGUGUUUGUAUGUCGGGAUCCAAAUAAUGUCAAAGAUACUAUGAGUUCUGCUGUAUUAGGAUCUGUAUCAGCUGUUACAUUUCUCCAUUGUAUGGUUCCAACUUUACAAUCAUCAAAUAACAUAAUCACAGAAUGUAAUGCUUUCAUAUUCAUUUUUAAUGAAUCAACCAUUUCUUCUAGCGAAUGUCUUUCACAACUGAAACAAGCUCUUGACUACCAUUUGCCAAUUAUUUUUGUACGUUACCCAGACUUUCAGCUUCCUUGUAACAUGAAAGAAAUUAUAACCAAAUGUUGUGAAUCAACUGAUAAUCUAAAUCAGUAUCUUUCUGUAAGAAGGCGAAGCUUUGUAAUUUCGAAUUCUUUGAAGAACAAUCCAAAUUUAAGUGACAUCGGUUGCUUGUCUGGCCGAGAAAUGACAUCUACUUCUCCUUUACUAAAGCAUUCAAAGAACAAUAAAAAAUCUCUGUUUAUUUCUACAAAUAAAAAAUCUGAAAUCUUUCAAAAAACUGUUCAAAAUGUUAUAAAUGCCUUACAGAAUGGCUACAAACAAUCACACUUGUACUCAUAUAAGUUACAUGUCAGUUGUAUUUCACAAAUUAUAGAUUCUAUAGCUCGUGUUCUUAAAACACCAAUAUCUUAUGACACUGCAUAUUUCCAACAGACCAAAAAAUAUCCCUGCAAGAAAACAUCACUUCAUUCCAAGAUUACUUCACCAAUGAAUAAGAAAAUGGAGAAACCAAAGAACAUUGCAAAAGAAAAACCAACUGAUGACUGCAACCAAGCUCUUGUAGUCCCACAAUUUCCAAAUGUAAAUCCAAAGGCAAGAUGGUCUGUUAUUCAGAAAAACAAUGAUAAUGCAACAGCUUUGUCAUCCUCUACCUCUAUACGAUUGGAAAAAAAUAUGCAUCAGACACCUAACACAUCAAUUCACUAUAAUAGAUGUAACAAUCCGUAUGGGCAUCCAUCUACUGAUAGUUCCCAAGGAAAAGAAACUUCUUUUAUUAUAUUUCCUAAAAGUAGUUCCCAACUCAAUCAAAAGCCAAUAGUAGUGAAGUGGCCCCCACCUUGGAAUGGUCUUGAUUUAGAAAAUGUGAAAAAUAUACUAAGAGAUGAAACAGAAUCACAGAUUUCUAGCAAUUUCGUUGACCUGGACCUUACUAAAGAAUUUAAUCCAUAUUCUGAAGAUGAUUUUAUUUGAGAAAACUGCUGAAAAAAAAUGUGAACUGUAAUAGAUCUGCUAGUGUCCAGUAUACAGAGCUUUUUACUGGUAGCACUUGUAUCGGCAAGUUGUUUGCAAAUAAUAAUAAUAUAUACUUAACACACAUGUAUGUAUAUGUACAAAAACACACAUGUAGCAUAUAUCUAAAUCAUGUACAUGCAAACAUGUAUGUAAAUUUAUAUAUUAUGUUGUUACAUAUAUCUAUACAUAUAUAUAGAGGCACACAUAGAGUAUGUAUAUAUACAAAUGUAUAUAUGUAUGUAUCUCCCUCUCUUUCUCUCUCUCUCACCCUAUCUAUCUAUCUAUCUAUCUAUCAGUCUGUCUGUCUAUCUGUCUAUCUGUCUGUCUAUCUGUCUGUCUGUCUGUCUGUCUGUCUGUCUGUCUAUCUAUCUAUCUAUCUACAUAUCAUCUAUAUGUAUACAUAUAUACAUAAAUACUUAUACAUAGACACUGUAUACACACAUACAGAGUUGCUUCAUUACUUGAUGCGACAUUGACUCCACAUUCAGAGAGUACAACAGCACCCUCAUCAUAAAAGUGUUAAUCCUUAAAAAUAAAUUUCGUAUGUAUAUAUUUAACACACACACACACAGAGAACACAUGCAUGCACACGUACACAUACAUGCAAACAUGUGCACACAGAUACACACAUACACACACGUACAUGUAUGCACACGCACAUGCAUACAUGUGCACACAGAUACACAGAUAUAUAUUUAUAUGUUAUAUGUAUAUAUAUAUAUGUGUAUGUGUGUGUGUGUAUAUUAUUUAUAUGUAUAUAUGUACGUAUAUAUGUACGUAUAUAUGUAUAUAUAUAUGUAUGUAUAUAUAUCUAUCUCUGUCUUUCUAUCUCUGUCUGUCUGUCUCUCUCUCUCUCU